This is a messenger RNA of Portunus trituberculatus (swimming crab), 1574 nucleotides long. RefSeq lists its product as uncharacterized. NCBI's taxonomy places the organism in Eukaryota, Metazoa, Arthropoda, Malacostraca, Decapoda, Portunidae. The transcript has 3 exons. Bases 138 to 794 code for a protein of 218 amino acids. The record is from RefSeq and is a predicted model, not a curated record.
CGUGUCCACGAUUACCCAGCUGCCUUCCAUACCAGCCACAUCGAUUUUUCCAGUCUUACCCGGGCUGGAAUCCGUCAUCUCACCAGCAGUGUAUACAACAAGGGAGGAGGUCGGGUCAUGCCGUCCACUCCCUAAACAUGGGGCAAAAAAGUCUCGGGCGUCAGUCAGGAGAUGGAGCACGUCCCGCCACAAUGUCUGGCACCGGCGUCCCUACGUCUGCGCACUACCAACAUAAGAGCCACACCUGGUUUCACCCGAGUGAACUCAAUCGUCUGAAGCCCAGAUAUCCUGUUGCUGUUGCUUCUGCUCCUCCUCCUCCUCCUCCUCCGUGUCCCUGUGAUAGCAAUAUAUCUAUAGGUCGUCUUCAGAAGAGGAUGCAGACUGCGGAGGCGUGCGGUCCGGCAAAGGCAGGGGCUGGGCCUUUUCGCCUCUUUCACAUGAGGCGUCGGCCGGCUGGUCCUGCCACUACUGAAGGGAGAACCAAACCUGCGUGUCUUAACCCCCCAGCCUGCGGCAGGUAUAGCUCUUCUUGCACUGGAGGAAACACUGCUUCGCUGCACCUUCCACGGAGAAAUCGGACCCUGCCUCACACCAACUCUUCCCAGACAAUACGUGGUGCCAUCCAGGGAGGGAUGACACAUUGCCUCGCUGCACUUUCCACGGAAGAAUCGAACCCUGCCUCGCACCAACUCUUCCCAUACAAAACGUGGUGCCAUCCAGGGAGGAGGAAACGCUUGCCUCGCUGCGCCUUCCACGGAGGAAUCGGACCCUGCCUCGCACUAACUCUGCCCUGAUAAUACGUGGUGCCAUCCAGAGAGUGAGGACACAUUGCCUCUCUGCACCUUCCACGGAGGAAUAAGACCCUUCCUCGCACCAGCUCUGCCUUGACAAUACGUGGUGCCAUCCAGGAAGGGAGGAGAAACUGCCUCGCUGCACCUAACCUAACAAAUGCAUGUUGCCAAUCACUUGUUAUUCCUUCCGGUAUUGUGUAAAUACGCACACAAGUAUAAUGUUACUCUUGUUCUAUAAUGUACCCACAUAAUUGUUAUUAGUACUAAUAAUGAAUUAUGAUGAAGAAAAUUGAUAUGAUCUUAAUUCCUAUAUAGAUUUUUUUAGUAGUAUUUGUUAAACAUACUUGAUCUACUCUUGAGCUGGAGCUUAACCUAACCUAAACAAUAUGAACCCUUAACCCCAACCCAUAAGGUUAUCUAACCCUAUCAAGCCCUACAAUAUAUACAUACAUUCUACUCCAGCUUUUAAAAUAAACUGAUAAUCCUGUUUGAAGCUGUAAAUCUCUACAAAGUCAAAAGCCUGAGGAUGCUAACUAGAUCAAUGGGCCCAAACUCGGCUACAAUGGCAGUAAAAUGCUUAAAGGCUAAAUAAAAAGUUGUGGAAGAUAGCUGCAUAACUGCUGAAAAGCAGCAAAAAUGGCAAAAAAGCUGAUAAAUCCUGCAAUAAAAACUGGAAAGCAGCAAAAAUGGCCAAUAAAUGCUGAAAAAUCCCUGCAAAAUUGUCCCAAAAACUGUGCUAAGUCAUAAAUACUCUGAAGAGUCUCCGGAGAAAGUGCAGAUGUA